AUGUCGUCUCCAACUGGUGAGGCCAAGCCAGAGGUCGCCCAUGGCGACGAGAAGGACUUCGGCGAGGUUCGCCAGGUCAACGCCGCCUCGGUGGCCCUCGCUGCCGCUGUCGCGGAGCAGAAGCCCAACCCGUGGUCCCGCAACAUGAUCUCCCUCUACGCCAUCAUGGCCAUCGGCUAUCUCGUCUCCACCAUGAACGGUUUCGACUCGUCUCUCAUGGGUGCCAUCAAUGCCAUGGACGAGUACAAGAACAGCUUCGACCUCCAGGGCGAUGAUGGUUCUGGCACCGGUAUCAUCUUCAUCAUCUACAACCUCGGCCAGAUUGCCAGUUUCCCCUUCUGCGGUCUCCUUGCCGACGGCCUUGGUCGCCGCUGGUGUAUCUUCAUCGGAUGCCUCAUCGUCCUUGUCGGCACUGCCAUCCAGGCCACCGCUCACGAGAAGGGCCAGUUCAUCGGUGGUCGCUUCGUGCUUGGCUUUGGCGCCUCUAUUGCCUCCGCUGCCGGCCCUGCCUACAUUGUCGAGCUUGCCCACCCUGCGUACCGUGGUACCAUGGCUGGCAUGUACAACAACUUCUGGUGGCUCGGCAACAUCAUUGCUGGCUGGACCACCUACGGCACCGAACUUCACCUCAAGAACUCGUGGGCCUGGAGAACGCCCACCGUUGUCCAGUGCAUCAUGCCCGGCAUCGUCAUGUGCCUCAUCAUGUUCUUCCCCGAGUCUCCCCGUUGGUUGAUCCACCAUGACCGCACCGAGGAGGCUCUUGCCAUCUUCGCCAAGUACCACGGCGACGGCGACGAACACUCUGCUCUCGUGCAGCUCCAGUACCGCGAGAUCGUCGCCGAGCGUCAGGCGACCCAGAACCCCAACCCAUGGUGGGAUCUUCGCGAGCUCUGCAACACCAGAGCCGCGCGCUACAGAAUGGCCAUGGUCAUCGGCAUGUCCUUCUUCGGUCAAUGGUCUGGUAACAACGUCGUCUCCUACUUUAUGCCCGCCAUGGUUGAAGCCGCUGGUAUCACCAACAAGUCCACUCAGCUUCUGAUCAACGCCAUCAACCCUAUCUUCUCGAUGAUGGGUGCUAUCUACGGCGCCACUCUUCUCGACAAGCUUGGUCGUCGCUUCAUGAUGCUUGCGGGUCUUGGCGGCGCGCUCGUCUUCUACUGCAUGUUGACCGGCUUCACUGCCUCGACCGCCACCAACCCUAACCUGUCCUAUGGUGUCAUUGUCAGCAUCUACCUCUUUGGUAUCUGCUUCGCCUGGGGCUUCACUCCCCUGCAGACCCUGUACGCCGUCGAGUGUCUGGAGAACCGUACGCGUGCCAAGGGCAGUGGGGCCAACUUCCUGUUCCUCAACAUCGCCAUGGUCGUCAACACCUACGGCAUCAGCGUCGGUAUGGAGGCCAUCGGCUGGAAGUUGUACCUCGUCUACAUCGGCUGGAUCAUUGUCGAGAUUGUCAUCAUCUACUUCUUCUUCGUUGAGACUGCCGGCAAGACCCUCGAGGAGAUGUCGGAGAUCUUCGAGGCCCCCAACCCCCGCAAGGCCUCGACCCGCAAGACCAAGCUCGGUCUUGACCAGUCUGGUCGUGUCGUCGGCGUCGACGAGGAGUCCCACUAA
Molecule: messenger RNA, 1611 nt
Organism: Microdochium trichocladiopsis
Lineage: Eukaryota; Fungi; Ascomycota; Sordariomycetes; Xylariales; Microdochiaceae
Product: lactose permease
Exons: 3
Coding region: 1-1611 (536 amino acids)
Biological process (GO): transmembrane transport; carbohydrate transport
Cellular component (GO): membrane
Molecular function (GO): carbohydrate:proton symporter activity
Source: RefSeq, a predicted model, not a curated record